AUGGCUGAGGAAGUUCAAAAGACAGCUCAGGAAAAAUCAAAAUGCGUUGAAUCAGAAGUUGUUGUUGUCAUCGAUGUUCCAGAACCCGAAAAUCCCGCAAUGGAAGAGACCCUUUUAGUUCCCGAACCCGAAAUGCCACUAAAUUCAAACGCUUGCGGUGAGAGUGUGAAUUUGGAGACAUUGACGAUUGUAUAUAAUGAAGAGAAACCUCCUCAAGCUGAUGCUGUCAAGCAAGAGAUAACUAAUGCUUCGUCUGAACUUUCAGAAAAUGAAAAGAAAGCAUUAGAAGAGCUGAAACAGCUUGUUCGAGAAGCACUCAACAGGCAUGAAUUUGGCAUUUCUUCAUCUCCGAAAGAAGAAACAAAUCCGGUCAUGGUGGAGGAGGAUAAAAAGCCUAUAAAUGUCGAGCCUGAAGUUGAGAAAGAUUCAAAAGAGGAAAUAGAAAAAGACUCAAUUCCAGAGGAUCUAAUCGAGAAAAAUGAAAAAACUGUUGUGGAUGAUGAUGGUGCAAAAACUGUGGAAGCCAUUGAAGAAACCAUUGUUGCAGUUUCAGCUCCAAUUCCUUCAGAAGAAAAACCACAGGAUGCAGUGAAUUUAUGCAAUGCAAACGCGCCUCAAUCUUCAUUAAAGCAGGUUGAUGAAUUAUACAUCUGGGGUGUAAAGCUUCUGGAAGAUGAAAAAAGUGAUGUAAUUCUCUUGAAGUUUUUGCGAGCCCGAGACUUCAAGGUCAAGGAUGCAUUUUCCAUGAUCAAGAACACUCUACGAUGGAGAAAAGAAUUCGGGAUUGAUCAGCUUCUUGAAGAAGACUUUGGGACUGACUUGGAGAGAGUAGUUUUCAUGCAUGGUUGUAGUAAAGAAGGCAAUCCUGUAUGCUACAACGUCUACGGAGAAUUUCAGAACAAAGAGCUUUAUCAGAGAACAUUUUCUGACGAACAAAAGAGGCAAAAAUUCUUGAGAUGGAGAAUUCAGUUCCUAGAAAAGAGCAUCAGGAAAUUGGAUUUCAGCUCCUAUGGCGUAUCCACGAUUAUUCAGGUUAACGAUCUUAAGAACUCGCCUGGGCCUAAUAAACGGGAGCUCAGGCAGGCCACAAAACAAGCCCUUCAACUGUUUCAAGACAAUUAUCCUGAAUUUGUUGCCAAACAGGUGUUCAUCAAUGUACCAUGGUGGUAUCUAGCAUUGAACAAAAUGAUCAGUCCUUUUCUAACUCAGAGGACCAAAAGCAAGUUUGUUGUUGCUGGACCUUCAAAAUCUACAGAAACCCUUUUCAAAUACAUAGCUGCCGAGCAAGUUCCAACACAGUAUGGAGGGUUAAGCAAAGAUGGUGAUUUUGGAACAGCUGAUUCAGUUACUGAAAUUAUCUUAAGGCCUUCAGCCAAGCACAUUGUGGAAUUUCCUGUCAAUCAGGCAUGCUUGGUGAGCUGGGAGAUAACAGUGGUGGGGUGGGAUGUAAGCUAUGGUGCUGAAUUUGUUCCAAGUGCAGAAGAUGAAUACACAGUGGUAAUACUGAAAAUGAGAAAAAUUUCCUCAACUCAAGAACAAGUGAUUUCUGAUAGCUUUAAAGUUGAAGAGCCUGGGAAAGUAGCUUUGACUCUAGACAAUCCCACUUCAAAGAAGAAGAAGAUUCUCUACAGCCUUCAUUCUCUCAUUCACCACCAGUCGCCUGAGCACCUCCAGUCUCUAGACUCUCCACCAUCCUUCAAGCGGUCAAGCCUUUAUGCUCGCCAGUCGCCACAUCGCCUGAGCGCCUCAGCCACUCGGAGUCCUGAAAUUGAAACGGCCGAAAUAAUAAGUCAAAGAGAAAAAGAAAUUGAAUCCCGAGAUGAAAGUGCUCAAAACAAGAAUAAUCUCCUUACAUUUCCAAGUGUACAAGCCAAAGCCAGCAGUGCUCCCAACUCGAUCGUUUGCUGUCCUGUUUUGCCGUUUAAGAUCGUUCAAUCGCCGACGGAGGGAGUCGGGUCAGGAACAGUAGGACAGCAAACGAUCGAGUUGGGAGCACUGCUGGCUUUGGCUUGUACACUUGGAAAUUUGAAAUAUAUACUUAGUCCUGCCUGCUCCUGCGCUGCCCCGCCAUUCUAUUGCUACUUGCUUCCAGCCCUCCAUCGUUGUCCGCCAGAGUGUUAA
Messenger RNA from Fraxinus pennsylvanica, 2121 nucleotides. The record is from the annotation of a GenBank genome assembly. NCBI's taxonomy places the organism in Eukaryota, Viridiplantae, Streptophyta, Magnoliopsida, Lamiales, Oleaceae.